Molecule: messenger RNA, 831 nt
Organism: Merops nubicus (carmine bee-eater)
Lineage: Eukaryota; Metazoa; Chordata; Aves; Coraciiformes; Meropidae
Gene: PLIN1
Product: perilipin 1
Exons: 6
Biological process (GO): lipid metabolic process
Cellular component (GO): lipid droplet
Source: RefSeq, a predicted model, not a curated record
CCUGCCCUCCAGUACCCUGUUGACAAGCUCGCAUCUGAACUGAAGGGCACCAUCUCCUCCCCGCUCCAAAGUGCCAAAAGCACCAUUGGCAACUCUGUGGAUAAGAUCAUGGAGCUGGCAGCUGAGGGCUAUGAGGCCACCAAGAGCACGGUGGAAACAACAGCCAAGUACACGAGGAGGAACUCUGUGAGCCAGAUGGCAGCUGCAGGGGUUGACACGGCCCUGGGGGGGCUGGAGAAGCUGAUGGAGUACCUGCUACCAGAGGAGGAUGAGGAAGCAGAUCAGAAACCCAAAGAGAAACGUGGGUCAGCAGCAAAGGUCUCCCAGCAGCAGCCCAGUGCUCCCAGCACCCUGGGCCGUAUCGGUGCCUUGGUCAACACCGCCUCCCACCUUGCUUAUCAGCAAACCACCCAAAACCUCCAGCGUGCCAAAGCCAAAGGGCAGGAGCUGGCCAUCUGGAUCCCCAUCGUGGGCAGCCUGGCCAAGCCCAGCACUCCCGAGGCACCGCGGGUCACCAGCAUGACCCGGCGGAACAGCACGGUCCCGGAGCAGAAGCAGGAGAAGGCAGGGAAAAAAGACACCAACCAUACCAAGGAGGCAAGGGACGAGCCCGGGCUGGUGGGCAGCGUGGCUCACAACCUGCACUCCGCCUGCGCCUCCGGCAUCUCCAGCGUGAAGAAGGUCCCGGCUGUGGCCUGGGAUGCGGCGGAGGGCUUGAUCCUCUUCACACCCCGCAGGCUGUCCAAGGCCAUGGAGACAGUGGAUGCUCUCGGGGGGACCCUUGUCAGUGCCCCCAAGCAUCUGCUGGGCACGCUGUACAGCUAUGUGCCG